UCCGUCUUCUGCUCAUUGACGACAGAGGAAAGGCAUCUUUCAACACAUGGUUCCUCCUUCACUUCUCACAGAGAUGAGAGGAGCAGCUAUGAGUUUAACUGCAGCAGCGAGUGGAUUAGUUGUCUUCCUGCUCUCUGUGUCAGUGGUUCAGGGUCAGAAUGACUGGGGAGGGAAUUACACUUCUUCUGAGGUCUAUGCUGUGAAAGGAUCAACAGUGGAGAUAAACUGCACCUACACAUAUCCAUCCAGAAUAAAAGGCAGUCAAAAUAAAGUAAAUAAAACAUUCUGGUUCAUUGAGAACAGUGAUGGUGAACCUGUAGAUAUGACCACAGUCUCAGAGUAUGCAGGUCGUGUAGAGGAUCGCUGUGAAAACAACAUCUGCACUCUGAGAAUCAAAAACCUGACAGAGAGCGACUCAGCUGAGUACAAGUUCAGGAUCAUAACAACCCUAGAUAAAUAUGCUGCUGCACCUGGAGUCACUUUGUUUGUCUGUUUGUCAGUCACAGGUCUCACGGUGCAGUUUGAACCCACACAUGCUAACCGGGCAGAGCUGAAGUGUCAGAGCAGUUGUCUUGUACCCUCUGGUCAUUAUGUCUGGUACGAGAACGGAGAGAAAUCUACGACUUCAAUAUAUUCUACUCAUUUAUUCACAUUAGGUUCUACAGACAGAUAUUCCUGUGCUCUGAAAGGACAUGAAGACUUCCCCUCUCAUGCAUACUCCACAGUACCCCUAGGAGUACUGAUAGACCCAUUUGAGAAUCACUGCUGUAUUACCUGUCUGUUCUCUGUUGAUCACUGUUUCUCAGGAUCAUGGAAGCUACCAGCUGCUGUAUCAAUCUCCGUUGUUCUCCUGGCUGUCAUUUCUCUCUCUGUCUUCCUGUGGAUCAGAAGAAAGAGGGCUUCUAGAGACUCGUCUGAGCCUGAAGAGAGAGCGGACAACAGGGAAGAGUGUGUACCUGAUCAGCCGGAGCAGCAGGAUGACCUUCAGUAUGCCACCGUUCACUUCUCCAACAACCGGGCAGACCCUCUUUACUCCAACAUGAGAGCAGCUCAGCCCCUCAGACACACAGAGCAACAGGAAGUCCCGGAGUACGCUCCUGUCAAGUUCAGCAGUGCUGCCCCGAGGCCCAGAGGGCAGGACUCUGGAGAGGAUCCAGCUGCAUUGUACAGCACGGUCAACAAAUCCCGAUAAAUACAGCAGGCAAAUAAUUUCCAUAGUUUUUUGAGUACAUUUCUCUCCAUUCUUCAUACAAAUAGAUCUUCACCAUGUUCCUCUUCUUGUCCCGACUGAAAUAACUCAACACCUACUCGGUUGAUUGCUGUAG
This is a messenger RNA of Trematomus bernacchii (emerald rockcod), 1325 nucleotides long. RefSeq lists its product as uncharacterized. Lineage: Eukaryota; Metazoa; Chordata; Actinopteri; Perciformes; Nototheniidae. The coding region runs from base 47 to 1192 and encodes 381 amino acids. The record is from RefSeq and is a predicted model, not a curated record. The transcript is spliced from 8 exons.